Molecule: messenger RNA, 537 nt
Organism: Solanum pennellii
Lineage: Eukaryota; Viridiplantae; Streptophyta; Magnoliopsida; Solanales; Solanaceae
Product: putative lipid-transfer protein DIR1
Exons: 1
Coding region: 46-366 (106 amino acids)
Biological process (GO): systemic acquired resistance
Molecular function (GO): fatty acid binding
Source: RefSeq, a predicted model, not a curated record
UUUCAUUCACUUUCAUACACACAUUAUUGAGAGAAAGAAAUAGAGAUGGAGCAUUAUAACUUUGCCCAAAAAAUCAUGACAUUGGCUUUGUUUGCCAUACUGUUAAGUAGUGUUAAUAUAGAGGUGGUGCGGGCACAAGGAAUAUGCAAUGUGUCUGGUGAAGGAUUAAUGUCAUGCAGACCAUCAAUCACACCACCUUAUCCGACAGCACCUACAGCUCAGUGCUGUAACGCGCUGUCUCAUGCAGACAUGGCCUGCCUUUGCUCUUACAAAAAUUCCCAGUUAUUGCCUUCUCUUGGAAUCGAUCCUAACCUCGCAAUUCAGCUCCCUCAGAAAUGCAGACUACCUAAUCCUCCCCGUUGCUAAAUUAAAGAUGAGUAAUUAAAAGUUGAAAGUGUUACUUGAAUAAGCCUCGUUAUGAGAAUUGACGCUUUCUAAGCUCUCACUUUCCUAUACUUGUAUCACAAUGUGUUAUAUGUACUUUGAGCUUUAUUGUUUUUUACUUAAUAAUUCAGUUGUUUGUUAUUGUUUUUCCUU